Molecule: messenger RNA, 608 nt
Organism: Halichondria panicea
Lineage: Eukaryota; Metazoa; Porifera; Demospongiae; Suberitida; Halichondriidae
Product: probable splicing factor, arginine/serine-rich 5
Exons: 6
Coding region: 13-510 (165 amino acids)
Cellular component (GO): nucleus; cytoplasm
Molecular function (GO): mRNA binding
Source: RefSeq, a predicted model, not a curated record
GUAUACAUCAAGAUGUCUCACAACUCGCAGAAUCAACUCUUUGUAGGGCGCCUGCCGCGAUCUUGUCAGGAGAAGGACUUGGAGGACAUCUUCUACCGCUACGGCAAGAUGCUCAGAUGCGACAUCAAGACAGGCCUCAAGAUGAGCUAUGGGUUUAUCGAAUAUGAAGAUAAACGAGACGCUGAGGAUGCUAUAGAUGGUGAGCAUGGCCGAGACAUGAUGGGAUCUAGGAUAGUGGUGGAGUGGGCAAGAGGACCCAAGUACAAGUAUCGCCGGGACGAUAAUCACCAUGGCGAUAGUCACUAUGACGACGACAGAAGACGUUCCCCUCCUCGCAGAGAUUAUCGGAGGAGAUCACGAUCGAAUGAGAGAGACUCUGGGAAAAGACCAACAGGGUCAUAUGACAGGCAGUAUGGGUCACAUGACAGACGCUCUCCCCCUCUAUCACAUGACAGACGCUCGAGAUCACCUGAUGAUCGUAGAGGAAGGUCUCGAUCACCAUCACACUAGCUGAACUGUUGCUAUAGUUACACUAGACAUUUAUUCAUGCUACUAUUAUCGUGUGAUUGAGUCUUACUAGUAAGAAUUAUUAUCCUUCGCAGACAAAA